Fonticula alba is the source of this 3577-nucleotide messenger RNA. RefSeq lists its product as hypothetical. Gene Ontology annotation, cellular component: Rpd3S complex. The transcript is spliced from 8 exons. Bases 182 to 3487 code for a protein of 1101 amino acids. Gene Ontology annotation, biological process: regulation of transcription by RNA polymerase II. The record is from RefSeq and is a predicted model, not a curated record. NCBI's taxonomy places the organism in Eukaryota, Rotosphaerida, Fonticulaceae.
CUCUGGGCCCUGUUCGUACCGCGCCUGCGUGCGGGUGUCUGCCUUGCUCUCGCCAGCUGCGCAAUCUACUCUGAGUGCUACCUGACGACCUCGGUUGCUGGCAAGCUCCGGAAGCCGUGCCACUCCACUCGUCGCGAAGCUGCCUCCCUCUCGAUUGCCGCCCCGGUCUCCGCGCCUCGCCAUGGCCCAGGAGCCGGCGGGUCCGCCGGCGAACGAAUCGCUCGCCAGCGAUGGUAACGACGCCCCGACGCCCAACGCGUCCGGCGCCUCGCCCCCCUCGCGUGGGAGUCCCCCGGAACUUGCCAAACUCUUCCUCGGUGGCAGCGGCAAUGCGAGCCCCUCGCCGCAGCAGCCUCUCAUGCUGAAGUUUUCCAUUAGCCCGAGUUCCUCGGCUUCGGCUUCCCCGCACGUGCCCUCAAGUAGCGCACUUCCCUCCGGCCCGUCGCCCUCCUUGCCGGCCUCCGCAACCACCGCGCCCAGCUCGACGGAAACUUCGCCCGCCCUGGCCCCGACGCGGAUUCUCUCCUCGCGUGCCGCCCGAGCGCAGGCUCGCGAGGCCAUGCUCUUGGCUGCAGCCGGUCCGGCCCCUCGACAGGCCACUCCCAUCCUUGCGGACAGCGGGGCCCCUUUGCCGGUGGUUGUCCCGGCAGAACGGGCCUCUUCCCCGGUGACCGCUCCGGACUCCGGGGCUGCCUCUGCCCCCGAGCCGGCACCCGGCCCGGCUUCCAUGCCGGAGCACCCCACUCGAGCUACCCCGCCGGCCCAGACCCUUCCCGUGGCAGAAGCGGCCAAUGCCCCCGCUGCGGUGGUCUCCGUGACGAAUGUCGCCUCCCGGCCGGGAACUCCUCGUGCCACACGCCGGCGUAUCAUCCUGCCAGACCCCACCUCGCCGCGGAAUGCCUCUCCCACGCGUGCGUCCUUCCGGCUACGCCACCAGCGCCCGGGUAGCGAUGCCGCCAAUGGGGCCACUUCUGCCGACACCCCCGGGCCGGGCCCAGGUGGCAUCUCCUCAAUGGCUGGCGGGUCUGCCGGACCUGCUGCCCCGUCGGCAAUGGCGGCCGGGGCGCCUGCCGCAACCACCGGCCCGGGUGCCGAGGUGGCCGCCCCUUUCUCCCCUCACAUGUCCCUCUCAUCUUCGGGCUUGAGUUUGCCCGUGGGGGGGGCCUCGGCCUCGGUGGCCUUUUCGGCGAUCGCCCGGCUGGCUGGCCUGGACUCGGCCACCGGGCCGGCUGGCUCCAUCGAUCCCUCCACGCUUAAUACCACUGAACAGCUGGCCACCGCACUGAAGGCCAUCUCCUCCGGGUCCUUUAGUACGGUGCCCGAUCCGCAUGUUGUAGCCACCACGGUGGCGGCGGCCAUGGCAUGCGCCGGGUCCGGGAUUGGCGACUCGGCCGCCGCCGCCACCCCUGCCGGCGGGGUUGACCUCUUCCAUCCGGCGCCGCUGAAUUCCGUGGGUCGGAAUGAUCUUCGCCGGCUGCGCCAGCUGUGCGAGUCGCCGCAGUUGAUUGGCUCCUUCUUGAGCACAUUGUCCCUGGACCCGACUGUUGACCCGGCGCUUCGGAUCUACCGUGACAGUGCCGAGGUCCGGCGAAUCCUGGCGGAGAAUGCCCCAUCCGACACCUCGCGGGCGCUUGCGGCAGCGGACACCACUGCCGACGUGGCUGGUGCCCGGCGGCGCACCAGCAGCCGGGCCACCUCCGCUCUCAUCCAGACACCGGCAUCUUCCGACUCGGACUCCGACGAUCACCAUUCCAUGAAUAAUGAGUAUUGUGACUGCUGCCGUGGUCCGGGGACAUUCCUUUGUUGUGACCGCUGUCCCCGGUCUUUCCACUUUGUGUGUGCCAACCCGCCAGUCGAGCAAAGCGAAAUCCCCGAGGGAAACUGGUAUUGCAAUGCCUGCCUCGCCGAAAUGUUCCCUUUGCCAAAGCAACCACGCCCCGACCGCUUUGGCUUCAUCAAGAUGAUCGAGCGAAUUUACCCGCAAAACCCGACACCCUACUCGCUGCCAGACGGCAUUAAGUUCUUCUACUGCGGUGUCAAUGUGGACCCCUUGAGCGGGGCCUUCCGGGAUGACUAUGACCGGAAGGGGAAUUUCCGAAAUGGCGAGUGGAUUUCGCCAGAUGCAUCGUAUAACAACACAAUUGUCGUCGGGUCGGCGACACCUGCCGGGCAAUCGGCUGCCCGCGGGUCCGGCUACCUGACCACCUACUCCAGCCGGUCCUACGAUGCGGACCCCUCGUCCGGAGCGCCGUCAUUGCUACAUGUGGCGCAUCCUUCGCCCGCGCUGCCAUCUACUGGCGACCGGCACCCCGAGCAGCCGGAUCCCAGCUCGCCGGAACUGGCCCCCGGGGCCGGGGACGGCUCUUCAGACUCGGGCCUGUCGUCCAGCGGUGGCCUCUCCUCCGCUGCCACCACCACCUACAUCCAGAGCCUGACCGGGGCGGCGUCACACAGUGGGAAUGUCGGCCUGGCCUUUGGGCCCUCAUAUACCCGGUCGGCCGGGUAUCCAUGCUACGCAUGUCGGGAUUUCCGGCCGGACCGCUUGCAUUUGGUUUGCGAUGCCUGCGGUAGCCGCUGGCAUGCCGAGUGUCUGCCCCCGUUGGCAACCCUGCCCUCUGACACGACGCGCUGGCGCUGUCCACUCCAUGCAGCCACGGUGCUCUUGGCGUCGGAGGAUUCCGGCGGCCACGCCGGCGGCGCCGGAUCGUCCGUGGUCGUGCACAACACCAGCACCUAUCGACCUCGCAACCGCCUUUGUCCCCCGAUCGAGGGGUUCAUCGUGGUCCGGGGCGGCGGCAGUGGUGCCUCUGCCGCCGGGACGGGCGUCGGUCGAGCAGGCGCCGCACGCGAGCGUGCCAUCUCUCGCUGGUCACUUCCCUCCGGGGGGCCGGUGGUGGCGGCUGGCUUGGCCGCACGGGCUGGUCUCGGCGGCGGGUGCACCAUCGGCGAGCCGGCCUAUGGACUGGAGAUCAUUCAAGAUCUUCCGGCUGCCACGGCGGCCAUGUUUGACGGCCUCGAUCCUGGGCCCCUGGCCUUCUAUAAUCCCACUGGUGGGGGGAGCUCCGGGCGGCAACGGCGCCGUGGCUCCGGUCUGGCCACCCAGCACCUUACCUACUCGCAGGAUCUGCGCGUGCACCGACUGGCCGAGAGUGACAUCCGCAUGGCCUUCUUGGAGACAUUGCUGCGACGUGAAUCCGCGCGCCAGGAAAUCCACUCGUCUCUGGGCCGGGCAAAGCGCCCGGCCACCCAGGACCUCGGGUGUUUGGUUGUGCCGAGGGCCGUUUUCCGGUUGUACGAGCAAGCCAGAAAACGCCAACGCACCAGAGCCGCCGAUUUGGUUGCCGGAGAGGCGCCCGUCGCAUCUCCACCCGGUUCAAAUACCGACGGGGGGGAAGACAUCCUAGAGUCCCUGCUGGAGCUUCACGCAAGCGGCAACCCGUCCCCUCCCUCACCAAACCAAGAACCAGCUGGCGCCCCGGACGCGUAGUGGCACCUCCUUCCCCCCACGUGCGAGGUCCAGCUUCAACGCCAACUCCCCCGACUGUCGAACAAUAUACACAAACACACGCACACACAC